AUGGCACGGGCCUCUUUCGGGGGUGCCCUGCUGGCCCUGGUGGCCCUGGUGUUGGCAGCUGGUAUGGUUUUGGGGAGUCCCCCUGCGGCAGGCUUCUACCCCCGCUUCAACCCCUUCUUCUUCCUGUGUACGCACCACGGGGAGCUGGAGGGGGCCGGGGUGGCAGAGGGAGGGGGAGAGGUGCUCCUCACCCUACAGAUUGCUGGAAACCCCACCGCCUACACUCCGGGACAGGAGUAUCAAGGUGAGUUAGGUUAUCCCGCAGUGGUAGGGUACACACCCUGGGUAAAAUGUGUGUGUCAGUGUGUAUGGGGAGGAGACUGAUUUUGUUAUGUUUGACCAUCUUGUGUGUGACGUUGUGUGUGUGUGACCCACUGUGUGUGUGUGUGUGUGUGUGUGUUACCCCUUCGGUGUUUGACUGUGUGUGUGUGUCUGAAUGUGGAGGAGACGGAAUGUGUUGUUUGAUAAUUGUUUUGUAUCGCUGAUAUCAAUCAUUAUCUUAUUUAAGUUAAGAAUAAAUAGUUGUGUAUCUAUGGUAUAAAAUGUUAGUGUUUUUCAAGCAGAUUUCUUGCUGGCAAUUCCUGAAAAAUGUGGGGCAUGUUUCCAAUAAAGACACUUUAUGGUUGGCUGUAUUUAGGAGGACAAUUUCCAUAAGCUUUACAUAUGUUAAAUGCAAAUUAAUUCAGAAGCAAGUUUGUCUGCUUUGUUAAACGGUUUCUGGUGAUUUGGUUGAAUUUGUUUUGCAAUUUCAUGAGUCGAAUUUUGAACAGAAGAAUAUUCAUCAUGUUAAAAUUGUGCGUUUCUGUGUUUUUUAGUAAAGAAGAUAGAGGAAAAUAAGUGUUUCCAAUGACAUCAUCGGUCUGCAUCGUGUGAUUUUUAACCAAUUAUGAGUAGGCAUUGCCAACUAAUUGCCUACUAAUUGGUUGAUGAUGUCAUUGGAAACACUAAUCUUCCUCUAUCUUUUUUUACUACAAAACAUAGAAACGCGCCAUUUUCACGUAUGUGGAUGUUAGGGUGGUGCUGGAGAUGAUGAACAUGAAGAGGAAAAUGGAGACAUUAAAGGUUCCCAGAACAUUUAGUUAGGUUGUGGGAACAGUGUGGAUGGAUACAUUACAAGAGAUAGGUUCCCAAAACACAAAAUAUGCUCAACACAAAAUACUGUACCUAAUAUUACCACAACAUUCAAUGUCACAUAUUCUUCAACCGUGUAAUAAAUAAACAAUACAAUAAAAAUUGUGAAAAUGAGGCUCAGAUAUAAUCUACUUAAAGAGAAUAUGUCUUUAUUUCGUCCAGAUUUAUAAAGCAGAAUUUAGACUAACUGAAUUUUUUUAACAUUGUGUGAAAAUUGUCUGUUCAACUUUUUAAAAUGCACCCUGUAUAAUUCCUAUUUUGAGACUCUUGAUAUGGUCCCCCCUGUCUUAUUUUGUGUGAUCUGAAAAGCAAAAGUGAUCCUAGAUCAGCGCUCAUAGUCUUGGAUACCUUGUAAAUAUGGGCCCAGAAGUACGCAGCAUGUAAAGAGGAUGAGUGAAGUGACGGUGAAUAACCCAGUUACCAGUAUUUCCCUGGGUUAGUUAUGUCUAAGAAGGCUAAGAAGGCACCAUGGAAUCCCUCAUUGACCAUACUUCCUUGGCUAUAUACAAAAUAAAUAAGAAGUAAGAGAGAUUCCCUGGUGGUGCAGAGGAUAAACGACCUGGCUUGGGAAUCAAACAUUACACAUGCAAACCCCACACGUGCAGAUUGUCAACAUUUUAAGUGUAAAAAAAUAUGGUUGUGCUUGUAUGAUUAAAUGCUAUUCAAAUGCCUUAUAAAAAUAAAAAUCCUAUAUGUUUCUAUAUUACCUUCAAAUGCAAAAUUACAAUUAAAUCUGGAGUGAAACACAAUGGGGAUGUAUUCCAUUCUAGUUAAGGAGCUACACAUUUGCAUGCUGAGAAUGUUGUGGUAAUAUUAGGUAAAACUUCAAUACAACCUUUUCUAAAUGUUCUUGAAAUGUUCUGAGGACCUCCAAGACAAGGUCAAAUGUAUAUUGCGUGAACAUCAAUGUAAUAUUAUGUUAAACCUAAAACAAAUAUGCUAUGAACUUCAUAAAAAACAGACUUAUUUGGAAAUUGUGCAACAUUGUGCAACAUUGUGGAAAUGUUCUGUGCAACCUAUGUGGAUAUCACAAGAAUAAUAUUGCAACAUCCCAUACAAUUCCCAUAACGUUAUUUAAAUGUUCUGGCAACCUUUAAAGAGUUUAGACCAAGUGUUCUGUCAACAUUCUUACAACAUUAUAGGAAUGUCCUGUGCAACCUAACUAAAAAAUUGUAUGAAUGUCAUACAACUGGAUAGUUUUAGUCAUAUCCCCACAAUGUUCCCACAGCCUAAAGAAACAUUCUGGGAACCUUUAAAGAACAGACUAAAUGUGUUCUGGGAAAGUUCUUGUAACAUCAGGUGAAUGUCUUUUGCAUCCUAAAAGAAACAUUGUAGAAUCAUCCGCACAACUGGACAGUGUUUGUGUUUUGGAAACAUAUCUUUUGUGAUGUCCCCAUAAUGCUCCCACCAGACUGUUCCCACAACCUAAUGAAACAUUCUGGGAACUUUUAAAGAACAGAUUAAAUGUGUUCUAGGAAUGUUCUUGCAACAUCAGGUGAAUGUUUUAUACAAACAUUCUAUAAUCAUCAGCACGACUGGACAGAUUUUGUGUUUUGAGAACAUUUGCCUCGACCCCAAAACAUUUCUGGGGACUUUCACAGAACCAAUUUUGGUUUGCUGGGAUGAGAUACGACUGUUUGGGAUUGUUGUAUGUGCUGUGUUUGGAUUUAGUAGAAUUGCUGGCUGUGACACUGCAGAGCUGUUGUGUUAGUGUGGGGUGGCGGUGGAUGGAUUUAAACAGGUGUUUAUGUAAGUAUUGAUACAGAGUGAAGUGGGACGUUUGUUCUGAGAUGGAGCUGAUGCCGGAGCUAGCUGCUAGCUGCUAGCUGCUAGCUGGUGUUUUCUGUGUUGUGUGAUCACGCUGCCCCGUCCUCAGUGUGUAGGUGGCUUUAUUUCCCCCAAGACUAAAGGAGGAAAAGGGAAAGAAGGGAAGGGAAAAGGGGGGGGAAAAAGGAGGGGAAGGGAAGAGGAAAAGGGAGGAGAGAAGGGGGAAAAAAGAAAGAGGAGAGGAAAAAAGAUUUGAGAAGGAGUAAAAAAGGGGGGGGUUAGGGGGUGGGGGGGGUGGGGUUUUUCUUGAUUGUUUCCGCCUUUCCUUUUCUUCCCUUCCUCUCUUUUUCCCCCCCCCCCCCUUUUUUUAAACCCCCCCCCCCCCUCCCUUUUCCCCCCCCCCCCCUUUCCCCCCCCCCCCUCCCUUCCAAAUUUUUUCCCCCCCCUCCCCUUUUUUUCCCUUCCCCCCCCCGCCCGCGCCCGCCCCGCUCCGGCCCCGCCCCCUCUUUUCCCCCCCCCGUCCCUUCCCCCCCCCCACCCGGGGCGGGGGUGCCCCGGGGGGGUUUUCUCCCUUUGUUUGCCGGGGGGGUUUUUUAAAAAAAUUUUCCCCUUUUGGGGGGCCCCGGGGGGGAGAGGGAAAGGGUUUUUAAAUUUUUGGGGGGCCCCCCGUUGAAAAGGGUUUGGGUUGGGUUAGGGAUUUAAAAAAAAGGGGGACCCGGGGCUUUUGGGGUUUUUGGGGGGGUUUGGGGGGUUUGGAUCGGGUUUGGGGAUAAUGGGUUUUUUUGGGACAACUUUUUUUUUUGGGGGUUUAAAAUUUUUGGGGGGUGAAAAAAAUUUUUUGGGGGGGGUAAGGCCAAAUGGGAAAAAAGGGGGUUUUUUUUUCCGGGGGCUGGAAAAAUUUCGGGGGGAAAGACCAAAAGCUUUUACUUUUUUUUUCACCUUUUUUUAAAAUUUUAAAAUUUUUUUUUUUAAAACCCCCCCUAAAAAAAAAACAAAAAAAAAAAAAAAAAAAAUUUUAAAAUUUAAAAAAAAAAAAAAUAAAAUAGGGGAAAAAGGGGCCAAGGGGGGAAAAAUUAAACGUUUUCCGGAAUUUUUUUUUUGGGGGGGAGUUUGUUUUUUGGGAAAAAUUUAAAAGUGUUUUAAAGCACGAAGGGUUUUUUUUUGGCAAGGGGGGGGGAAGGGAAGACGAUGAAAAAAAAUUUUUUAAAAAAAAUGAAAAGGACCCCAAUAGAAGGGGGGGGGGGUACUUUGGUAGCAAAGGGCGAAAAACCGGGGGAAGAGGAUAGGGGAAAGAUGGGGAAGGGACCCCGGGGAAGGUUUUUUGGAGGAAGAAGUUUUUUGGAGAAAAAAGGGGGGAAGGGGAAGGGGGGGGGGGGGGAAAGAAAAUUUUUUAGGGGCCAAGGAAGAGGGGGGGGGGUUUUGACGUAUUUAAAAAAAAUUUCUUUUAAAAAAUUUUUUAAAAAUGGGGGGUUUUUGGGUUUUAAUAAUUUUGGGGAUUUUUUCCCCUUUUUUCGUCGGAAAAAAAGUGUUUUGGGGUUUGGGGGUGUUUUGGUGCUUUGGGGGGUUUUGGGGGUUGUUUUUUGUUGGUGGUUUUUCUGUUGUUGUUUUUAAAACCCGAUUUUAUUUUUCCCCCCUAAAAAAUUUUAAAAAUUAUCAUGGAAAAAACCCCUAAAUGAAGAACAUAAUUAAUUUUUGGUUUGGGAAAGAAGGGGAAAGGGGAAAGGGGGGGGAAGGAAACCUGUCAUUUUUUUUUUGUUCUACUUGGAUUUGGGAUGUUUGUAUUUGGGAUCAAAGCUUAGAUCUAUGAUGCUCCAGUGUUUACAAGUGCUACUGUAUUAUUAUGUUGCUUUGUUUUGUAUCUGUUUCUACUGCAUGUGUACUGCAUAUGUACUUCAUGUGUACUGCAUGUCAACUGCAUAUGUACUUCAUGUGUACUGCACGUGAACUGCAUAUGUAAUGCAUGUGUACUUCAUGUGUACUUCAUGUGUACUGCAUGUGUACUGCAUGUGUACUUCAUGUGUACAGCAUGUGCACUGCAUGUGUAAUGCAUAUGUACUUCAUGUGUACUGCAUGUGUAAUGCAUAUGUACUUCAUGUGUACUGCAUGUCAACUGCAUAUGUACUUCAUGUGUACUGCAUGUGUACUGCAUAUGUAAUGCAUGUGUACUUCAUGUGUACUUCAUGUGUACUGCAUGUGUACUGCAUGUGUACUUCACGUGUACUUCAUGUGCAUUUUAAUGUAUUCUGUGGAAGAGUGUGAUUGUAGUGUUUUCGUAGUUUCAGAGUGUGUGUAUGUGCAUUUGCACACAGUACCAAUGUGUUUGUGAGCACAUGGGGGUUGUUGGGUCAUUGUGAAGUACAGUUUGAGAGCCACUCACACUCACUCCCCUGCUGUUGCAGUCAGGCAAAGAUACGCUGUGUGUGUGGUGUGUGUGUGCGUGUGUGUGUGUGCUGUGGGGUGUGUGUGUGUGUGUGUGUGUUGUGUGGUGUGUGUGCUGUGUGGUGUGUGUGUAACAGACCAGAUUUCAUUGUUCCUCUCCACUGUAGAAAUCUUAACAACUCUCAGCCACUCAAUGAGAAGCAACACUACCACUGACAGAACACUACUUAAAGAAGCAAAAGAGAGAGAGAGAGGAGAGAGAGAGAGAGAGAGGAGAUAGAGAGAGAGAGAGAUGAGGGGGAGAGAUAGAGAGAGAGAGGCGAGAGAGAAGAGAGGAAAAUUUUAUGUUUAUUUAUUUUCCCAUUUGUACUUUAACUAUUUGCAAAAUUGUUACAACACUGUAUAUAUACAUAAUAUGACAUUUGAAAUGUCCUUUAUUCUUUUGAAAACUUCUGAGUGUAAUGUUUACUGUUAAUAUUUAUGUGUUUAUUUCACUUUUGUUUACUAUCUACUUACACUUGCUUUGGCAAUGUUAACACACGUUUCCCAUGCCAAUAAAGCCCUUAAAUUGAAUUGAGAGAGGAGGGGAGGGGAGAAAGCGCUGCGCGAAGCUAGAGGAAGAGAGGAGAAGAGAGAGAUAGAUAGUAGAGAGAUAGAGAGAGAGAAGAGAGAUAGAUCGAGGAGAAAGGGCAGUAGGGGCAGAUGUAAUGUAUAAAGCUAUAUAGGGAGAGAGAGAUAAUGGAUAGGAGAUAGCGAGUAUGAGAGGGUAGGGUAGUGUGAGGGGCAGAAAACUAUAGAGGGAGAGCUGUUUAGCAAUCCAGUCAACAGCAUCACAGGCCAAAAUGACCAUUGCUAAUCUGACGAUAGUAACAACGUCGUGCUCCUCCUUAAUGGGUCCUUUCAUGUGUUAAUCGAUGGAGAGACACAGAGAGACAAUCAACACUUCAAGGAGCUUUACACCCUGUCGCUUAAUGGUGACCUAGCGAUAAAUCCACCCCGCAAAUAGCUAAUACCAUCAAUGCUCUGCAGUGAUAGCAUAUCUGAUUAGAAAAUACUGAAAUACACUGCUGUUUGCACGGUAGUGCAUUAUCUACUUACUGUUGCGGAGGCCUUAUGUUGACUGAUGGCUGUUAAACAACAUGCGACACGUGUCUUCAUGAGUGUUCCCAGUAGAUACAAGAUACCACAACCACAGAUAGGCUUGGAAGAAAUGUGGUGGGGGGGCAGUUUCCUGGACACAUAUUAUGCCUAGUCCUGGACUGGGAGGACUUUCAAUAGAGAUUCACUACCCCAUAUUCUCUUCUUUCCAUGGCGACCACAACAACAACUACAACAACAACAACAACACGUCAUGGAAACAGAGAGGGAGACAUCUUUAAGACUAGAGACAGACUGCAAUGCCUGCUUGUCUUUUUUUGCCUGAUUCCUUCACGUCAACAUCCAGCCCAUCGCCAGUCUCUUUACUGAGAAAUGCUCUCAAACGCAGAGAGACACUGAGAGGUCAGGGGUCAGCUGAGACACUUGACAUACCCGCCAGAGGUCAAGUGUCGCAGGAGAUGCGGAUGUCACCCGAUGAGAUGAGACGGAUGUCAUUUUGGAAGAAGCAAGGCCCUUUAUUACUCGUGCUCUUAAGAACUGAGCCAUCUCCACAUCUUCGGUGUGUUCGGAGCCUACGGACACUAAUAUCGCUGCUUUAUAUUAACGAGGCGCUCAUGGAGAAAGCGCUGCGCGUAAACCCGAGACGCUAACGUGUCAGUCCAGCGAACCACCGCAUGAGGACAUGCAGGAGACUGGCCUAGUUUUCAGCCUGCAUACAGUGGCCAGUUUAGGGUAACAGGGAGAGGGGUGGAAAGAGGGAUGGAGGGAGGAAGGAGGGCUUUAUUGGCAUGGGAAACGUGUGUUAACAUUGCCAAAGCAGGUGAAGUAGAUAGUAAACAAACGUGGAAUAAAACCCUAAAAAGGACAGAACAUUAAAAUAUUUUUCUCUUUUUUCUCGCUCCUUUUUCUCCUCCCUCCCCCCUCCCCCCUCCCUUCCCCCCCUUCCUCUUCCCCUUCCUUCUCUUCUCUCUCUCUCUUCCCCUCUCUCUCUCUCUUCCCCCUCUCGCUCUUCUCCCUUUUAGUGUGA
This is a messenger RNA of Coregonus sp. 'balchen', 7402 nucleotides long. The record is from the annotation of a GenBank genome assembly. NCBI's taxonomy places the organism in Eukaryota, Metazoa, Chordata, Actinopteri, Salmoniformes, Salmonidae.